Messenger RNA from Lathyrus oleraceus (garden pea), 1014 nucleotides. RefSeq lists its product as uncharacterized. Lineage: Eukaryota; Viridiplantae; Streptophyta; Magnoliopsida; Fabales; Fabaceae. The transcript is spliced from 2 exons. The record is from RefSeq and is a predicted model, not a curated record. Bases 1 to 1014 code for a protein of 337 amino acids.
AUGGAUCGUAGUUGGAUGCAAAAAAAUCGCCUAUCCGAGGAGUAUAAGAAAGGAGUGUUAGAGUUUUUGAAAUUUGCUGAAACUAAUCUUCCUGAAAGUAAUGGAAGAUUUCACUGUCCUUGUGCUAAGUGUGUAAAUAUUGCACCUUUAGAGGCUCACAUCGUAUGGGAACACUUAGGAGUUAACGGGAUUUGUCAAAAUUAUACAAAGUGGAUAUGGCAUGGUGAAUUGUCUGACGCGCCAAAGGCCUCUCCUAAAGAAGAGUUUGAUGUAGAGAUGGGUGAUCGUCUAGAAGAUAUGAUCCGUGAUAUUGGACAAGGCUCUUUUCAACGGGCAAAUAUACAUGAUACUCUUUGCAAUGACAGUAAAAUCCCUUUGUAUCCAAAUUGUAAAAACUUCACACGACUGUCGGCUGUGCUAAGAUUGUUCAAUUUGAAGGCGAUUAAUAGUUGGACAGAUAAAAGCUUCACACAAUUGUUAGAGUUGUUGAAGGAAAUGUUACCGGAAGAAAACAUGUUGCCGAACCGGGCCUAUGAGGCAAAAAAGAUAUUAUGUCCAAUGGGUAUAGAAUAUAAGAAAAUACACGCAUGCCCUAAUGACUGCAUAUUGUAUUGGAAAGAUAAUGAAGAGAAAGAAAAAUGUCCCAAGUGCAUGACAUCACGCUAUAAGAAGAAGAGUGAUGAUGAAGGUUGUGAUGUGACCACAAAGGGUCCUCCAGCAAAGGUGUUAUGGUACCUUCCAAUUAUUCCAAGGUUUAAGCGAUUGUUUGGUAAUUUAAAUGAUGCGAAGAAUAUUAGAUGGCAUGCAGAAGAAAGGAAGUGUGAUGGAAAAAUUCGGCAUCCAGCCGACUCUUUGCAAUGGAAGAAGGUUGAUACUUUAUUUCCAGACUUUGGCAUUGAACCAAGAAACCUUAGGCUUGGACUUUCUACUGAUGGAAUGAAUCCAUAUGAUUUUAAGGAUCGUAAAGGUAAUAUAAAAUCUUCAGAUAUCUUUUAUAUUGAUAUAAUAUCUUGA